Messenger RNA from Lycium barbarum (goji berry), 1204 nucleotides. Its product is annotated as abscisic acid receptor PYL3-like. Gene Ontology annotation, cellular component: nucleus; cytoplasm. Bases 221 to 787 code for a protein of 188 amino acids. The record is from RefSeq and is a predicted model, not a curated record. Gene Ontology annotation, molecular function: abscisic acid binding; signaling receptor activity; protein phosphatase inhibitor activity. The transcript has 3 exons. NCBI's taxonomy places the organism in Eukaryota, Viridiplantae, Streptophyta, Magnoliopsida, Solanales, Solanaceae. Gene Ontology annotation, biological process: abscisic acid-activated signaling pathway.
AAAUUAGUGUAAUUUCAUCAAAACAGGAUAAACGAAGGAAAAUAAAAACUCUAUCAAAUUUGGAUCAUUCAAAACUCAUUUUUGAGGUUCCAAUGGCGGUGUAUUUUGUACUCGUCUAAAAGUUUCCCAUUUCACACUUUUCCCAACUUUUUUUCACCCUCAACUGUGUGUUUGUGUGUGUUCUAUUUGACUUUUUUUUUUUUCCACAGAUUUAUUUAUUAUGGUUAGCAUAAUGGAUAGAAGGAGUAGUAGUACUGAAGAUGAUUAUAUUAGAAGACAUCAUAGACAUGAUGUUAGAGAUAAUCAGUGUAGUUCAUCUCUUGUAAAGCAUAUCAGAGCUCCUGUUCAUCUUGUUUGGUCAUUAGUGAGGAGGUUUGAUCAACCACAAAGGUACAAACCAUUUGUUAGCAGGUGUAUCGUGCAAGGGGACCUUGAAAUCGGAAGUGUUAGAGAAGUGAAUGUUAAGUCCGGACUCCCAGCUACCACAAGCAAGGAGAGAUUAGAGCUUCUAGAUGAUGAUGAGCAUAUCUUUGGUGUAAAGAUUGUGGGCGGAGAUCACAGGCUUAGGAACUACUCGUCAAUUAUCACUGUUCACCCGGAGGUCAUUGAUGGAAGGCCUGGAACAAUGGUAGUCGAGUCAUUUGUGGUGGAUGUCCCAGAUGGGAAUACUAAGGAUGAAACAUGCUACUUUGUCGAGGCCCUCAUCCGGUGUAACCUCAAAUCACUAGCUGAUGUGUCAGAGCGCUUAGCCGUGCAGGGCCAUAUGGAGCCUAUCGACAGAAUAUAGGUUUACACUUUCUUGCAUAUGAUCGAUCAGUUUGCUUGAGCGUGCAGGGAUUUGAUCAGAAGGCGAGUAGAGUGACUGGUACUUAUGCCAGUCCUUCUCGAUCUCAGAAGUAUAUGUAUAUAUAUACAUAUGUGUGUGUGUGUUCAUGCUUCCUUGUCAUCAUCUGUAAGGUUACCGCGGUUUGUAAAAUGCAACUAGUUUAUUCUUGCAAGUGGCUACGUCAUAAUGUGAAGAACCAGCCAUGUGGAGCUUGGGUUGUGAAUAUCUAUGCUCAUGAAGGGUGCUGUUUCUUGUUAUAGGAUCAUGACUGUGGUUAUGACACACUAUAAGCUUGUGUAUCUUUGAGUUUGGUGUGUUAAUAAGUACUAGAAACAGUAUUUGGUAAAUUAAAAAAUAGAGUGCUUGCUUUUUGUUGUA